CACUUUAAGAGAGAAACAGUUGAAUUGAAUACACUGGCUUUAAAUUGAAAAGGGGGUGGAGUCAGGUGGCGGCGGUCCCGCCCUCUGAUUGGCUGUGGGGGUCUAUUAUGAUAAUGAGGAGGGCGUGGCCUGGAGCCGGAGCCGUUGAGCUGCUGAGCGCCGCCUCAUUGUGCCGUUUGGACCCGGACUGGACGCACUGUCUCCCGGUCUCUCCCGGUCUCUCACCGGCUCCACGGCUCUCUCUCUCGCGGUGGAUUUAUAACGGAAGGUGCUCGCUGUCCGGAGGAGGAUUUCCCCGCCGGUUCGGUCCCGUUUUCGUGUGGAACUAAGCGGACCCGUUGUGGAUUAAUGUGGCGGAGUGUUCGAGCUGCUCGAGCUGCUGGAGGCUCUGGUGGAGCCGCGCGCACAGAGAGAUUUCUAAACCAGAGGAGUGACUCAGGACGGGAUCAACACGUCUUCUCUCUGAUUGGCUCUCCUGUGAAGCUGCUUGUGAUUGGACGUCCUGGAUUCAAGGACGUCUGAGGGGGUCCACCCCCGCCUCCUGACUUCCUGUUUACUUCCUGGAACACAGUGAGAACUUGCUGUCACCUGACCGGCUGGAGGCUUCACCUUUCCUUCUCAGCAGAUUUAUACACACCGACGCCCGUCAUGACCUGCUGACAUCAUCAAGCCCCGCCCCCUCCUCCUCCUCCCCUCUCUCUCUCUCACAAAAUGGCUCCGACCAGUUGGCCGUCGUCGCCGUGGCGGAGGCCACCGACGCUGCUGCUGCUUGUCCUGGCUUCCUGUUUCCUGUCCGAGUCGGCCUCGACCACGCCCUUCCCCAAAGACCUGGAGCCGAUCAACGUGGUCACCUCGGAGCAGUCGUAUCAGUUUCCAGGUUUUCAGGGUCUGCUCCAGGACAACGACACGCUGCGUCUGGGUCUGGACUUCCAGAGGCUGUUACGCAUCAACCACAUGUUGUACAUCGCUGCCAGGGAUCACGUGUUUGCAGUGAACCUGACGAAAGCUUCAGAGCAGUUCGUCCCUCAGCUGAAGCUGACUUGGCGCUCCAAAGACGUCAGCAAGUGUACGGUCAGAGGGAAGAACAGCGACGAGUGCUACAACUACGUCAAAGUGUUGGUGCCGCGGAACGACGAGACGCUGUUCGCCUGCGGUACCAACGCCUUCAACCCAACCUGCCGAAACUACAAGAUGACGUCCUUGGAGCAGGUCGGGGAGGAGGUGGUCGGUCAGGCUCGGUGUCCCUUUGAGUCGGUUCAGUCCAACGUCGGACUGUUUGCUGGGGGAGAUUUCUACUCGGCCACCAUGACGGACUUCCUGGCCAGCGACGCCGUCAUCUACAGAAGCCUGGGAGACGGCCGACCCGUCCUCCGGACCGUCAAGUACGACUCCAAGUGGCUCAGAGAGCCUCACUUCCUGCAUGCCAUCGACUACGGUAACUACGUCUACUUCUUCCUCAGCGAGAUCGCAGUGGAGUACACCGCCCUGGGCAAGGUGGUGUUUUCUCGAGUCGCCCGGGUUUGUAAGAACGAUAACGGAGGUUCUCCCAGAGUUCUGGAGAGAUACUGGACUUCCUUCCUCAAGGCUCGUCUGAACUGUUCGGUUUCUGGAGAUUCGUUCUUCUACUUCGACGUUCUUCAGUCUCUCACCAACGUGCUGCAGAUCAACCAGAGACCGGCGGUGGUCGGCGUCUUCACCACGCAGGCCAACAGUAUCCCCGGCUCAGCAGUUUGUGCUUUCUACAUGGACGACAUAGAGAAAGUCUUCAACGGGAAGUUUAAGGAGCAGCGGACCAGCGACUCAUCCUGGACUCCGGUACCUGACGAGCAAGUUCCCAGACCGAGGCCCGGUUCGUGUGCAGGUGACGGUCCGGCUGCAGACUACAAGUCGUCGGUUCAGUUCCCCGACGAGACGCUGACGUUUAUCAAGUCGUAUCCUCUGAUGGACGAAGCUGUUCCCUCCGUCAACGACCGGCCCUGUUUCACCAGGACCUCCAGCAGGUCCAAGCUGACCCAGAUUGUGGUGGAUGUGUCGGCCGGCCCCUACAAGGACCGGACAGUGAUGUUCCUGGGUUCAGACGACGGCAGAGUCUUGAAGGUUUUGGCCAGCACGCAUCCCAACGACAGCUUCGGAUCCAAACUGCUGGAGGACAUCGACGUCUACAACCCGUCCAAGUGUAACGUUCAGGGUCAGGAGGACAGGAGGGUUCUGGGAUUGGAGCUGGAUAAGGACCAUCAUGCCUUGUUCGUAGCCUUCACCAGCUGUGUCAUCAGAGUGCCGCUGAGCCGCUGCAGCCAACACGGAGCCUGUAAAAAAGCCUGCCUGGCCUCUCGUGACCCAUACUGCAUCUGGCUGCGGACCGGGAGUUGUGCCAACAUGGCGCCAGGUUUCAAAGCCGGGUUUGAACAGGAUAUCGAGGGCGACCACUCGUUUCACCCAGACAGCUGCCACGCUGAUGUGUUGGCCACCACACGGAACCAGGAGUCUGCAGCCGACUCCGCUUACGGUGUCCGUCGCCUUCCAGAGAUGGACCAGCGUGCCGGUGCUAACGUCCACUACACCCUCCUGAUCGCCUGUGUGCUGGUGGCCUUCUUCCUGGGCGCCAUCUUGUCUGGUUUCCUGGUGUCGUGUUACUGCAGCCGCAGCGCCGCUCAGCGGGCGAAGAGGCAGGGGAAAGACCCCGAGGCGUCGCUGCCGCACGCCUUGUCGUUGCGAUCCCUCGCCAAGCUCAACGGACUGAUGGACGGACAGCCGAAGGAGGACAAACUGGACGUGUCCACCCCGAAGAUGUACAGCUCCUUUAUCCCCAACGGCCGCUCGGAGCCUCACCUCCACACCCCCGGACACCAGGGCCUUCAGCUGGGAGACCCCGACCUCAGCCUCUCCCAGUCUCUGUCUCAGGCUGACGGAGAGCUGUCCGGCCUGCCCACGCCCGACUCCACCCCGGAGCUUCCCAUCAAGAACAUGAAGGCCCUGCGGCACCAUCAGUACGAGAAGAACCAGAACUGCAACAACGCCAAGGACAACAACCCCAACUCUGGGCCCAGCUGCUCGGGAUCCAGUCUGGGUUUCAUGGCCGUCGUUGGGAACUCCAUGACCCCGCAGGUGUUUCCCUUCUCUCAUCACCACGGCAACAGUUUGAUCAACGGAGCAGCCCAUGGAGCGGGUGCCUCGUCGACUUCACUGCACCUCCCCGAGGAGAGGAAGAUCUUGAAUGAUGAGCGAGCAGCAGCAGCAGCAGCAGGAGGAGGCGGAGGAGGAGGAGGAGGCGGUGGCAGUGGCGGUGGCGGUGGCGGUGGCGGAGGCGGAGGAGGAGGAGGAGGCGGUGGAGGAGUUCCCCAUCACCACCACUCCCAGCUGUCCCUCCCCCAGACGGUGGUGGACGUAUCGGCGCUGGACGAGCUGCUCAAACACAUCCAUGAGGUCAGCGCGUCGGGGACCGGGGGCAUCAAGGUCCUCACCUCAACCUCCUCGUCCUCCUUGUUCCCCGGGCCCUCCUCGUCCUCCGCUGGAGCACAUCAUCAUAAUCAUCACCAUCAUCAUCAUAAUAAUACUCCCCAAGGCCAGACCCGCACACACCACUACAACCACAGCCAUCACCAUAGCAACCACCACAACAACAACAGCAGCAGUGGUGGCGCUGGCGGUGGCGCUGGCGGUGGCGGUCACCAUCACCAGCAGCACAUCCCCGAGACAGAAUCCGCUCCGUAUUACAGCACCUCCACGCUGCCGAGAGACGGCCUCCCCAAACGCCUGGACGCUCCUACUCAGAACUCCACCUCAUCCUCCGCCUCUUCCUCCUCCUCAUCCUCCAACAACCCCACCUCCUCCACCUCCAUCCCUUCUUCCUCCUCUUCUUCCUCCUCAACGCCGCUGCAGCAGCAGGUGAUUCCAGAGAGACCCGGAGGAGACGGCAUCUCUGUGACGCGCCACCUCUCCCAGCGCCACUCGCUCAUCAAGAUGGGCAGCGGGGGCGGCGCCGUGCCGCGCCACCACAGCUUCAACCAACGAGGGGUGCAGCACGCACACUUUCUAGCCCGGAUGAACACCAACAGCAGCAGCAACGGGCCCCCGGGCACGAGCACGCCGGCUAACGAGAACACAAAUACCGACGGCGAGAGCCAGCGGCCGUCGAUCUCCAGCGCUUGCCUGACACGGCAGCACAGUUACAGCGAAGGGCCGCACGCGCAGCGAGCGGCGAUCGUCCGGAGAACAGCGUCGCUCAAACCCCAAAUCCCGCCAAAACCUCUGUUCCUCCCGAACACGGCGACAUCACCAGCAGCGGGGGCAGGAAAAUACAACUACUAGGAGGAAGUGGCGCCAUUCCAACAUGGCUGCUGCAGUCCUCACCACGCAGAGCACUCCCGAGAAUGUCUGCAGGGCUUGUGAGAAAUGACAAAAUGAGAGCAUUGAUGGGACGAAAGGACACAAAAGAGACUUCAGAGCUUUUUGUCCCCAUCACUCCUCAUUAUGACCCUUCAGUUGUGGUUCUUUUCCUGCUGAGAGGGCGCCGCCCGUCGCCUCUGAGUCAGAGCCGCCGCAUUGUAGCUGCUUGUCUCACAGAGCAAAGCCCUGAAGAGAGCCGCUCUGAGGACCGACAAACAAACAAGACUCAUUUCAUCGGGCAGGGGGGGGGGGACGCUCGCGGCAACUUUUCCCCUCACGACAUACUGCGGAUCAAAAAUCAGACGAGUCUGAGAAAACGCUCCGAAAGCAGGCGAAAGAUGUUAAUGAUUCAAAAGGAGUCCCCGAGGCUCGAGGUGGCCUGAAAAAAAAAUUGUGAUUAAUGCAGUUUUCUUAUGAGCGCUUUGAUCUAAUGUCCCCGGUUGUUGCACCUUGGCACGGGGCCCGGAUCGCAUUUGCAAAAGAUUCAAGAAAGCAGGGAAUCGGACUGCUGCAAAACCCGACAUGAACUAAAUCUGGGACCGCUGGGACGUUUUCUCCGGGACUUCUCGCCACAGGAGAAAUCAAACAAAAAUCAUCUAAUGUCAGAAACACCCAGAGGGUAAUUCCUUUCCUUUGGAAGUCUGUUUGUCUCUCUGAUUCUGGGCCAGAAAAUUGAAAUUGACGGGAGAGUUCUCUCUCUCUCUCUGCUUUUCUGUGAAAAAUACUGCAAUGAGGUUUUUUUUUGUUAUCACGUCCGACACCGACACACAUCAGCAAUGCUUCGAGGAAUGUGAGAGGAAAAAAAGAGCUUCACGAACCGUAGUAUGAAAUCAAAAAAGUCAAAAUCCAGCAGAUCCAGAUCAGAGCUCACCGUGACUGACUGAACCAGAUGAAUGUUCUUUUUUAUACCAUAUUGGUAUCUGAAACACAAACUAAGCAUUAACUGUUGUUUUGUACGGAGCCCAGUGAAGUGAUGGAGGAUUUCUGAUAAAUGAUUCCCCGCAAUUAUAAAAUUCAUUCACUCGACACUCUUUUAAUUCA
Sebastes umbrosus (honeycomb rockfish) is the source of this 5427-nucleotide messenger RNA. Its product is annotated as semaphorin-6D-like. Gene Ontology annotation, molecular function: chemorepellent activity; semaphorin receptor binding. NCBI's taxonomy places the organism in Eukaryota, Metazoa, Chordata, Actinopteri, Perciformes, Sebastidae. The transcript has 23 exons. Bases 712 to 4308 code for a protein of 1198 amino acids. Gene Ontology annotation, biological process: neural crest cell migration; positive regulation of cell migration; semaphorin-plexin signaling pathway. The record is from RefSeq and is a predicted model, not a curated record.